Molecule: messenger RNA, 1290 nt
Organism: Nezara viridula (southern green stink bug)
Lineage: Eukaryota; Metazoa; Arthropoda; Insecta; Hemiptera; Pentatomidae
Source: the annotation of a GenBank genome assembly
AUGCGAAAGUUAUUUCAAAUAACUUUUAACAAUUUUUUAUGUUCAAAAGUUUUUUACACAAGAAUGGGUGAAUGUGUAGGAGAAAUGGCAGAAAGUACGAUAAAUCCAUUAAAAAGGAUAUCUGAAUCCUGUAUGAAUGCUGUUGAAGAAAAGCGACCAUUGAUUGAAACACCAAGAGUCAAGAAAAGGAAGUGCGCAGUGCUGAUUUGUUAUUCUGGCCAAGGAUAUUUGGGCCUUCAAAGGAAUCCUGGUAUGAAAACUAUUGAAGAAGACUUGUUUGUUUCCAUGUUGAAGGCUGGAGUAAUAACUAAUGAAGCUUUUGAUCAGCCAAAAAUUAUUGAAUUUCAGAGAGCAGCAAGAACUGACAAGGGUGUUUCUGCAGUAAAGCAAGUUCUGUCAGUUAAAUUACCUUUAGAAGUAUGUCUCAAAACCGUCAACAGCUACUUGCCUGAACAAAUAAGGAUGGUUGCUAUUAAAAGGGCUACUAAAGGUUUUAACUGUAAAGGAAAUUGUGAUGCUAGAACUUAUUCUUACAUGAUGCCAACAUUUGCUCUAUCACCUCAAAAUGAACCUUUGUCAGAAGAUUACAGAAUUCCUUCAUCUGUGAUAGAUCUUACCAAUAAGGUUUUAGAAACAUUCCUGGGUACUCAUAAUUACCACAAUUUCACAUCGAGAAAGAAGCCAUUGGAUCCAAGUGCGAAAAGAUAUGUCAUUUCAUUUUCUUGUGGGGAUCCUUUCAUUAUUGAAAAUAUGGAAUUUGUUAUAUUAAAAGUGAAAGGCCAAAGUUUCAUGUUGCACCAAAUAAGGAAAAUGGUUGGGUUGACAAUUGCUAUUGUUCGAGGUCUAACAUCUAUAGAAACCUUAACAAGAGCAUAUGGAGAAGAGAGACUGGAUAUCCCUAUUGCACCUGGAAUAGGCUUGGUACUUGAAGAGGUUCAUUAUGAUAGAUACAACCAAAGGUUUGGAAAGGAUGGUAUUCAUGAACCUAUUGAGUGGUCAGAUGUUGAGGAGGAGCUUGAAGAAUUUAAAAAACAAUACAUCUCGCCAACAAUAGUAAAGGCAGAAAAAGAAGACAAAUCCAUGUUGGUUUGGCUUAACUCUCUACCUCUUCAUAGUUUUGAUGUUCGAAUUGGGGACAGAAUUCAAGUGAAUACAGAUGACUCGAACAUAAAUAAUGAACCAAUUAAAGAGAAUAAUGAGGACACUAGUGAUAUUAAAGAAAAAUUGCAUUUGCCCUUGACUGAAGGCUUGAAUGGGACUCUUACUAAUGAAACCUUAAAAAAUAGUUAA